CAACUGUUUUACUUACCAAAUUCGAUCAAAAAUACUUCCAAGAUCAAAUUUUCAAUAUGACAAUGGCAAGAGAUGAAAAUUCUUAUCAAGUACACAAGUUAACAAUUGGAAGUCGUUUCAGUUAUCCCUCCAAACCUGCCUCCAGCUAUGGGGCGCCCAGGCUGCUUGAUCUUACGCUACCGUCGCCUAGAUCGCGACGGCAGGGACAAAGAAUGCCAACGGAAUACCGACGAAAACAUUCAUGUAGGUAAUCCAUACGGUGAACCACUAGAGCCCUGUAAAAAUGUAAAGGUUGGCGAGGAGUCCUAAGCAUUGAUAUUGCAUCUGAUUACACACACAACUUUUCCAUUUCCAAUAAUAUAUUCGUUCUGCCGCACCUUUUACGGACAACACGCAUGAUGAUCCCUUCGAUAUAGAAGAGUAGACUCAUUCGUCGAAUCUUGUUACUUAACACGAGUAACAGUUACGCUGAGUGCAUAAUUGACGUCUUUAUACACGCCGGUCACCCUCCCUAGUAGAAAGGGAGUAGAAAAGAAACUCGAUCAUAGAAGCUAAACACCUUCAUCCGACCGGACAUACACUCGCAACUCCGAGCCUGCCCAAUACAUAGUUGCUGGGUAGACACGCAUCUAAUUUUCCUACAACCUUCCCUCCUUGCCUAUUUGCCCCUUGUCAACCAAUCCACAGGUAAAUCCCGACAAUCGCACCUGUAUCGCAAACAUACAUCAACAACAAGGCCGACACCAUGGUCCACCAACCAGAGCAUCAACAGCCGCCCGCGAGUGACUCGGAGGACGUCACAAUCUCCAAUAGCAGUUUCGUAGCCACGAGCGAGAAGGUUGAUGUCGAAAAUGCAAAUGCAUCCCCCGCAGCGCCCGCGGCCCCGGAGCCUCCCCGGACGGGUCCUCCACCGCCACCCAAUGGUGGUCUCGUCGCCUGGCUCCAUGUGCUCGGCGGCUUCAUGCUAUUCUUCAACACCUGGGGUAUUCUGAACGCCUUCGGUGUCUUCCAGACGUACUAUGAGGGAGGCGCGAUGUUCGAGAGGUCAUCCUCGGAUAUCUCGUGGAUCGGAUCUAUCCAAUCGUUCAUGGUGCUGCUCGGUGGUGUCUUCGCCGGUCCUAUCUACGACAGAGGAUACUUAAGACAUCUAUUGAUUCUUGGCAGUUUCGGCAUCGUGUUCGGACACAUGAUGUUGAGUCUUUGCACACAAUAUUGGGAGGUGGUUCUAGCUCAGGGUCUUUGUGUUGGGCUGGGAGCCGGUAUGCUAUUCGUGCCUUGCGUCUCCAUUCUCCCUACCUACUUCAGCACCAAGCUCGGUCUGGCAGUUGGUCUGGCAUCAGCAGGUUCCUCCGUCGGCGGUGUUAUCUACCCCAUCGUCUUGUACCAGCUCUUAGACAAGGUUGGGUACGCCUGGUCGGUCCGUAUCAUGGGCUUCAUUGCCUUAGCGACCCUUCUCAUCCCCAUCAGUAUUAUGAAGAUGAGAUUCAAGGCCCCGAAAGCCAGAUCUCUGAUCGACUGGACCGCGUUCCGAGAUGUCCCUUACAUGUUCUUUACUCUCACUACUUUCAUUGGAUUCAUGGGACUGAGCAUUCUCAUUUUCUACAUCUCCUUUUAUCCUCAGGAGCAAGGACUUACUGACGAGGCGCUCUCCUUCUACAUGGUCCCUAUCUUCAACGCCGCAUCUUGUUUCGGCCGAAUUCUCCCCAAUGCCUUGUCCGACAAGAUUGGCCCGUUCAACGUUGUCGCGCCUUGCUCGCUCAUCACCGGUAUUCUGAUGCUCUGCUUAAUGGCAGCUCACACCAGGGGAGCGGUGAUUGCCAUCGCGGUCCUCGUUGGUUUCUUUAGCGGCGUGUUCAUCGCUAUGCCUCCGGUCUGCUUCUUCCCCCUGACUCAGGAUAAGUCGAAGCUCGGAACUAGAAUAGGUAUGGGUUUCGGUAUCAUUGCCCUAGGUCUACUGGCUGGUGGCCCGAUAGCUGGUGCUAUUCUCGGAAACGUGAAGCCGCUAAACUGGUAUGGUCUAUGGGGAUUCGGUGGAGGUGUAGCUACCCUCUCCGGUUUUUUGUACUCGGCAUUGAGGGUGUACCGUUCCGGCUUCGCAUUGAACAUCAAGGCGUAAUCGUAUCGCACAAGCUACUCCCUAACGACACAUUCGCAUUGCAUAUGCGGGACCUAAUCAAGGGUUCUUCGAGACUGAAGGAAAAUUGCAUGGUACCAUUGUAUAGAAGGCAGAGUGAGCCGGGUAUUCUCGCGAUUGGUACAUAAGUUUGGGCACCGUAGGAUAUCAGGCAAAAAUUUGGGGAUUGGAGCUCUAGUUAGGCUUGAAGGCUUCGGCCGUACGCGCCUUGCAUACGAGAGGAGCUGGCGAUUUGAGAUUGAAAAUGGUUAUAAGGCAUAGCAAACUUCGUUUCUUUACCUAGACAUUCGUUGCAUCAUAGUAGACUUUACAAUAUCCAUUAGCGAUCUAAUUAUUAUACCCCACUAAUGCGAACCUUUAACCAUAA
Annulohypoxylon maeteangense is the source of this 2501-nucleotide messenger RNA. Its product is annotated as MFS general substrate transporter. Bases 746 to 2116 code for a protein of 456 amino acids. The record is from RefSeq and is a predicted model, not a curated record. Gene Ontology annotation, cellular component: fungal-type vacuole membrane. Gene Ontology annotation, molecular function: transmembrane transporter activity. Gene Ontology annotation, biological process: transmembrane transport. The transcript has a single exon. NCBI's taxonomy places the organism in Eukaryota, Fungi, Ascomycota, Sordariomycetes, Xylariales, Hypoxylaceae.